This is a messenger RNA of Acanthosepion pharaonis, 1899 nucleotides long. The record is from the annotation of a GenBank genome assembly. NCBI's taxonomy places the organism in Eukaryota, Metazoa, Mollusca, Cephalopoda, Sepiida, Sepiidae.
AUGGUGGCUCUCCAGCAGAGCACCCUAGAGAAUCCAAACAGCACCCCACUUGAAAUCGACUCAUUGACCAAAGGCCCAACACUGCCUGAACAAUCACUCAUUAAGUCCUUCAAUGAACUCUCUUGUCACUGUUCAGCCUGCUGCCACUGUCACCAUGGUAACAUACCCUCUAAAGCUUGUACCUACCACCAGCAAUCUCCAAAUCUAUGGCGGGGACAUGCAGAUACUGCUGCUCAUCACCAAGAACAGAAUGAAGGGGGCUAUGUAGAUACGGAGCAGCACAGUAGUGAUGGUGGAAAUGGUAGCAGUGUUCUUGAAAAUUGCCCUCUUGAUUUGGGCAAGGAUCAGCCUGUAGUUGAUGACCAGGACAAAGUUGUGGCACCUUUACCUAGUAGUAGCAGCAACAACAGCAUUAUCAAGACUACUGAGGAUGGUCCGAGUGCAGCUCAGUCUCAGAAGCCUCAUCUUCCACUCUGUAUCUACGCUCGGGGCAAGCUGAACAACUGUGUAAUUAAGGAGAAGAUUAACAGUGAUGUUAAACCUUUUUCUAAGCAUGGUGUUAGUCCAAGAAAGUUUCGAAAAUGCUCAGAGGAAAUGGGUAAAUGGUUUUCUGAAUUUAAUGAUGAACAAAGAAAUAUCUUUUUGAAAGAUUUAUUGCAAGGUUGUGAACUGCCUCAGAUGCAUUUGCUAUCUGUGAAGAUGGAAGCAAACUUACAUCGAGGAUGUCCUCCAAACUGCCAAGAUAUCCUCACCUGGUUACCCACAGAUUUGGCAACCAAAAUCAUGUCUUUCUUAGAUCCUGUCAGUUUGUGCCAAGCUUCUCAAGUAUGUAAAAUUUGGCGUCAAGUUAGUGAUGAUCCUUGUUUUUGGCGACGUUUCUGCUGUCAACCAAAAUGGCGUUUGUCUAAAGCAGCAGAACACAAGCAAGUCAUCUAUCACAUGUCUCCAGAAGGUUCUAUACAGUGGAAGAAAGUAUUUGCUGAGAGAUUUCGAUUACGCAAUAACUGGUUGAAGGGUCGCUGCACUGUGCGGACAUUUGAAGGGCAUACACAGGGUAUUUCUUGUAUACAAUUUGAUGAUACACGGAUUGUCAGUGGUUCAUCUGACAAGACAAUCAGGGUUUGGAAUAUUCGUACAAAUGCUCCAUGGUCAGUCCAGACACUAGUCGGUCACAGUGGAACUGUAAGAUGUCUACACUUAGAAGGAAACAGGUUGGUGAGUGGCUCUUCAGAUAAAACAAUAAAGGUUUGGGAUUUAUCAACUCAGGAUAGGUGGUCAAGUAUAGCUUGUAAGGUGACCAUGGUAGGUCACUUAGACACCGUUCGAUGUCUACAGGCUGAUGAUGAAAAGGUGAUAAGUGGAUCUUAUGAUAAAACACUUAAAGUUUGGAAUAUUCGGACUGGAGAAUGCACAAUGAAACUCAGGGGCCAUUUGGCUGCAGUCUUGUGUGUCCGUUUCAGUGAUACCAAGAUUGUAUCAGGCUCCUGUGAUAAAACCAUCAAAGUCUGGAACUUUGAUGGUACGUGUAUGAUGACCUUGACAGGCCACCAAAAUGCAGUCACAUGUCUACAAUUUGAUUCAACUCGAAUUGUAAGUGGAUCAUUAGACUGCAACCUUAAAUUUUGGGACAUCCACACAGGAGAGUGUAUUAACACAAUUGACUGGAAAGCGGCUGAAGGACACACAGGAGUUGUCAGGUGUCUACAAGCUGAUUCCUGGAGAGUAGUAAGUGCUGCUGAUGACAAGACAAUCAAAGUUUGGAACUUGGAGACAGGAAAACGCCUGAUCACCCUACGGAACCACUCGGAUGGUGUGACCUGUUUACAGUUUAAUGAUCUCAUCAUCGUAUCUGGCUCCUAUGACAAAACUGUGAAACUUUGGGAUUUCAGUUGCUGUUGA